AUGAUGAACGAAGCCGCCAGCGAGCCGUCAGAAACACUACAAAGUCCGAUACGACCGAUGACCUCAUUGGAGACGGCCACCACCCCGCUAACACCACCAACUCAGACGGUUGGCAUGACUUCUGAUAUAUCAUCAUCCGAUGGCCCGUCACCUUCUUUCAUAGCGGCUCCGCCUUUUGUUACGCUCCAGAACCAUAUACCAAUACCUAAUCUAAAAAACACAUCCCCGCCGUUGUUCCCCAACAUCGGAGGAACCAAUUCAUUUACUCCGCCUCCUCUACCAUUGUUUUUCCCAACACUGGCAGACCAAGUAACACUGGUCACAGUCUAA
This is a messenger RNA of Lactuca virosa, 330 nucleotides long. The record is from the annotation of a GenBank genome assembly. Lineage: Eukaryota; Viridiplantae; Streptophyta; Magnoliopsida; Asterales; Asteraceae.